Euleptes europaea (tarantolino) is the source of this 5649-nucleotide messenger RNA. RefSeq names its product interferon-induced very large GTPase 1-like. The transcript has 7 exons. The record is from RefSeq and is a predicted model, not a curated record. Lineage: Eukaryota; Metazoa; Chordata; Lepidosauria; Squamata; Sphaerodactylidae. The coding region runs from base 1 to 5649 and encodes 1882 amino acids. Gene Ontology annotation, molecular function: GTP binding. Gene Ontology annotation, biological process: regulation of apoptotic process.
AUGGCUUCCACUGAAAGACCUUCUGACGUCAUACAGAAGGCCAGGAGGAAGCUGACCGAAGCUCUUCUUCAAAUAGAGCCAGACUUGAUCCUGGAUGCUGCGGACUCGCAUCUGCUCCUCACUCAGGGCGAGUAUUGCUCCUUGAGUCGCAUGAAGGAUCCGCACGGGUUGCUACAAAACCUGAUUGACACGGUGCUGGGAAAGGGAGAGUCCGCUCAUGAACAGUUCCUAGACUGCUUGGAAAACCUGAGGCAUGCCUUCCCCAGCUUGUGCCCAGUAUCUGAAUAUUUGGAACAUGGUCCUGUAAAUCUCGGGAAUGAAUCUAAAAUCCAAAGUACAGCAGCAAAGCUGAUGAGCGGGGCUGAGGAGCGGGGCGCAGCCAUGUCUCCAGAGGGGGGCAACGGAGUUGGAAGUCUGGACCCUUCUGUGUCCUCAGAGGAAGAAAUGGAAGUGGAGAAGCCAGAUGCUAGAAUGAGGCCUUCAGGAACAGGAAGCAAGGCUGAGUACCCAGAAAUGGCUCUGCCCACCAGCCAAGGAAGUGCAGUGACAAAUCAGGAUCCCACCGAGGAUGGAAAUGGAGUACAGAAACCGGGUGCGGCUGCCGGGUGCCCGGGAAAAGACGAUGCAGCAGGUGGCCGUGCAAAGGUUCCUUCUGCACAGUGCAUACCUGGGUUCAGGUCAGUGGAUUCAGCAAAACUAUCUGCCGAUGAGAUUAUAUGCAAGGGAAGAAAGCAAUUGAUCGAAAUCGUUCAUAAAGACCUAGAACUUGUCCUAGAUGACUUAAUCUCCCAGUCCAUCAUCACAGAAGAAGAAUAUGAGGCGCUUGUCAAGUUAGAAGAGGAUUCCAGGAAGCAAAGUACAGGCUGCUCAAGUCUGAAGCAAAGCACUGAAGUUCAACAAGAAGCAGUGCAAGAGGAGAAACGCUCUGCCGAAGAAAGAAGAAAAGCACUUAAGAACAUUCUCACAAAGUUGAAGUUGGAGAAGAAUCAAAGGAAGAAAUUUUCCCUGCAAGAAGUCCUGAAAAUCAGCUCGGAGAGUCUCAAGGAAUGCACUCCCUGUACAAUAGAAGAAUUGCCAAGGCAUUUUCUGAGGAAGGUCUUGGCUUUGAAUGUAACAGCCAGGAGCACAAGCCUUGAGAUGGAGACAUCUGGUGAUCAAAGGGGAAAGGAGGAGAAAAAGAAGAUUGAUGAGAGUAUCUUUCUCAGUAUCAAGAUGGAUGAAAGAGAUUCUGUGAACCCCCUUGAUGUCCUUUGUGCCGUUCUGCUCUGUUCAGACAGUAUCCUCCAGCAGGAGAUCCUUUCCAAAAUGUCCAUGUGCCAGUUUGCCCUGCCUUUACUUCUGCCUCCUUUAGAGACGUCCAAAUGCACCUUGAUGCUCUGGGCCAUGAGAGACAUUGUGAAAAAAUGGAGGCCCCAUUCCCUGGCUGACAGCAGGGGCUUUAGAGAGGAGAGCCUGGUGCUCACGCCCAUGCCGACCAUCUCCUUCGUGCGGAUGGGGAGUCUGACAUUCUCCAAGUCCAAACUCCUGAAUGAGUUUCUCAGUCCCUCCCAGCAGCACUAUGAUUUCUUUCUACACCGAGACAUGGAGGGUGGAAACGUCCCUCGAGAGAUCACUGAUGGACUUGUAGAGAUAGCCUGGUAUUUCCCAGGAGGACAGAAGAGUUCAGAUCUCUUCGCAGAACCAGUAGCAGUUGCAAAUCUCCAUGGAGACAUUGAGUCACACUGGGUGCAGUUCAGCUUUUUAUCAGAGGUUUCUUCAGCUGUGUUUAUAUUUGUUGAAUGUAUUGGAGAAAGAGAAUAUACCCUCUUGUCAUCACUGAAGGAAUCGGCAGCUGAGUACUACUUUAUUUUGGAGUAUCAUGGCGGAAACUUCAGUGAAACUCUUGAUUUCUUAAAGGACUUGGCCCCAGUGCUUAAGCUCAGCAGUUCACAUAUACUAGCAAAACCUGCCAAUAGUAAUACAGCCAAAUCUGUGGAACAGCUACGAUCUACUGUUGGAAGAAUAAUCAGUGCUCAUCCCAAGAGUGUGAGCAUUGAUAGCAUGGCUGCUGUGGCUCGUGAGCUUUCGAUCCAGGUAGAUGAAGACUGCCAAGAAUGUCAGGAUGCUCGUUACUGUGCUUUAGAAAUCACAGGAGAUGUACAAGAUGUAGCAAAGUACAAGAAAGAAAUGCUGAAACUCCAAGGUGAUCUCUGGAGAAACCUGGCAAGAGUGGAGAAAGAACUGUGCAGAAUGGAAAGACAAGGGGAUACGCCUUCAGAAGAGUAUAGAUCUGAACUGAAAGGCAAAUUGAUGCUUCUGCGUCAACAGCAAAACAAGUGCGACCUCACCAUGGGUUUGAUAAAUUUCAUCCAUGGCAUCCAACCUUCACAGUUAGCAAAAAAGCAUUACUUCUUAAAAUGGAUGAAGUUUAACCUGGAUUAUGUUGCUAGGGUGACACUUUCUAAGUUACGGGCUGAGUAUAAAGAGAAAUGCACGUUGUUAGGAGACGAUGGUCAGAAGGUCACAGAAAUAGACCAAUUGAUUUCUUCUUCCUCUUUGGGUAUUGAGCACUUCAUGAGAGAGCUGGGUCAAUUUUAUGAGGCAGAAUGUUUGAUGGUUAGAGAAGGCAAAUUAUCUAAAAACAGAAGGCAGUUUCUUGAUUUUCCAAGCAUUGCGGCUGAUUUGAUGCUGGAAGGGUUUCCUCUAGAGCUGAUAGAUGGAGAUGCAUCCAAUAUUCCCCUGCAGUGGAUUACUGAUGUUCUGACUCUGCUGAACAGCAAGCUGAGAAGUCGAUCCAAACUGUUUGUGAUAACUGUGCUGGGGGUGCAGAGCACUGGGAAAUCCACCCUUCUCAACACCAUGUUUGGGCUGCAGUUUGCCGUCAGCAGCGGCCGAUGUACCCGAGGGGCCUUCAUGACUCUUCUGAAGGUCCGAGAGGACUUGAUUCCAGAGCUGGGCUGUGAUUUCAUCCUGGUGAUUGACACAGAAGGCUUAAAAGCUCCUGAACUGGCCAAACUGGAAGACAGCUAUCAACAUGACAAUGAGCUGGCCACUCUGGUGAUUGGGCUGAGCGACAUAACACUAGUGAACAUGGCCAUGGAGAAUGCUACCGAAAUGAAGGACAUCCUGCAAAUCGUGACUCACGCCUUCCUCAGGAUGGAGAGGAUUGGGCAAAGACCCAACUGCCAGUUUGUUCAUCAGAAUGUCAGUGAUGUUUCUGCGCAUGACCAAAAUAUGAGGGACAGAAAGCAUCUUUUGGAACAACUCAAUGAAAUGACCCAUGCUGCAGCAAUAAUGGAAAAGCUAGACAGGGAUAUCAGAUUUUCAGACAUCAUGGAUUAUGACCCAGAAAUCCACAACUGGUACAUUCCAGGCCUGUGGCACGGAGUCCCACCUAUGGCUUCGGUUAAUAGAGGGUACAGUGAAAAGGUCUUUGAGUUAAAGAAGUACCUAUUUGAAUUCUUAAGGGAGCGUUCAGUUAAAAAGAGACCCAAAGACAUCCCUCAAUUUAUUGAGUGGAUUAAGAGCCUGUGGAAUGCCGUGAAACAUGAGAACUUCAUCUUCAGCUUCCGAAACAGCCUCAUAGCAGAAGCUUAUAACCAGCUAUCCACAAAAUACUCUGAAUGGGACUGGGGUUUCCGCAGAGAGAUGCAUCUCUGGGUAUCUGAGCAAGAAACCUUGAUCCAGAAUUCUUCUGCUGAUGAGCUUGACUGCCGGGACUGGCAACAUGAGCUUCAACAGGAACUAUUAUGUGGAGAACAACAGAUUUUGGAGAAUCUGUACAAAUACUUUGAAAGCGGAGGAUCGAAUCUGCAUCUGGUGGAAAAGUACAGAGAAGAUUUUGUCAGGAACACCAAUAGCCUCAAGCACGAACUGGAAAGUUAUUCUUAUAACAAAUGCAAUGAUGCCAUUCACAUUAAAAAGGGCUGUCAAAAGAUCGAUACUUUUCAAACUGAAUACUUGAAAGCAAUUGAAGGAAAAGUUGACAGGCUUCUUGAAAAAUGCAGGAAAGAAAAGAAUAAGCUAGAUCAUCACAUGCUAGAAAGAGAGUUUGAAAGUAUGUGGAAAGAAACCUUGUCAGAAAUAUCACCAGUGCAUCUAGAGAAUCGGCAAAUAUAUUCAGAUAUUGAAUUGUGUUUGAGGAAGAACUUCUCCCGUCGUGGAAGCUCCAUCAACCUGAAUCUACAAAAAGCAAAAUCUUUGUUAAACUACAGGAUGAACAGUUUUCAGAUGAAAUCAGGGUACAUAAAGCCAUCAGUCUGGGAACGUGUGAAGAGCCUGUUUUCUGAACAGGACCAUUUGUGUAAAGCUGAAGAACUUGCUAAGUCGUUGAUGUCCGAAUGCAUGCAGUACAUUAAUGAAAAGGCCAGUUCCAGAGGAGAUUAUGAUGAAACCUAUUGUGUUGAACUUCUGCAUAUGAUCAGUGAAAAGCUUCAGCAAGAGGAGGUUAAAAACCUUCAUACGUCACCUUCCUUUGAAGUGGAUCUGAAGCUUCACAUUUUGGGAGAAGCAGCUCAUUCAUUUCAGAAGAUGCAUGAAGAUUUCAUUAAGGAAAACGAUCCCGGUGUACGCCUGGAGAAACUGAAACCUCAGUAUUUCUCCACUUUCACAGAUCUUUACCUGGAAAAGGAUGCCCAUCAAACCAGGGCUAAGAAUUUCUGUGACCGGUGCCUCCAUCCUGCCCUGGUAGAUUAUGUCAACAAAAGACUUGGGAUUGAAAUAGUGGAUGACAUUCUCACCAGCACACAGUCCAUUGGAUAUGCCAGUCGGAGCUUCUUUCAGUUUACAGUCCUGAAGGAGCUGUUGGAAGAGAGAAAUGUCAAUAACUAUGUGAAAUAUAGCAGAUCUUAUGAAGAGUUUGUCAAGAGCUGGAUUUGGAGACAAGUAUUAGACCAUUAUAGAAAAAAGGGGGAUCUGAAGAACCUGGAGAAUGAGAUUCUCUCGGCAAUAGUAAAGAAAAUUAGGGAAGUUCUGAAGAACCUGAUGCAUAAAGGUGUUGAAAAGCUAUCAGAAUUUUUGGAAAUGUUUAGCAAAGAAAUGCAGAAGGAGCUGGUUAUGUCUAAGGACAGCCUGGUGGGAAUACAAUUUAAGAACAUGUCUAAUCCCAGCCAAUUUGUUGCGUGUGUUGAAAAUUUUCUUCCUGAUUUGCAAAAGCAUAUAUUAUUUGAGUUUGAUGCCCUUGAUCUUGAAUCCAAGCUCUCCAAACUGCCCGUGAGGCCCCAGGAUGAGAUCUUCAAGCGAGUGUUCGGCUGCGGGAAGCAGUGCCCUUUCUGCGGAGUGCCCUGUGAGGCUGGUGGGAAUGCUCAUAAGGAGCAUUUUGCAGCUGUCCAUCGGCCCGAAGGCCUGGGAAGAUUUAGAUGGGAACACACAGAAAAGCUUAUUUAUGAACUGUGCUCCACUUCCGUGGUUUCCCAGUGCAGAUUCAGAAAUGCAAAAACAAAAUGGGAAUGGCAUCCGUACAAAGAUUACCGAGACUAUUAUCCUGACUGGCUCAUCCAGCCAGAUCCCAGCAUCAAUGCUUCUGAUUACUGGAAGUUUGUUUUUAAAGAAUUCAAUCAUGAUUUUGCAAAUUGCUACAAUGCUAAUCCAGCAGACCUGCCAGAGGACUGGAAAAAUAUUACCCAGGAACAGGCACUGGAGGCUUUAAAGGAAACCUAUAAUAUGAAGUAA